This is a messenger RNA of Phanerochaete carnosa HHB-10118-sp, 5736 nucleotides long. RefSeq lists its product as uncharacterized. Gene Ontology annotation, molecular function: guanyl-nucleotide exchange factor activity. The coding region runs from base 144 to 5489 and encodes 1781 amino acids. The record is from RefSeq and is a predicted model, not a curated record. Lineage: Eukaryota; Fungi; Basidiomycota; Agaricomycetes; Polyporales; Phanerochaetaceae. The transcript is spliced from 20 exons. Gene Ontology annotation, biological process: regulation of ARF protein signal transduction.
CACGAACCUCAGCCAGUACGAUACCUCCUACUCCUCCCGUAAAGCCGGAUGCUCUCCCGGGGGUCAGUUCACCUCCGCCGCGACGUGACAGCCUUACACCCGCGUCUACUACACAGUCGGUGCGUCAAUCUGAAGAAAGCUCGAUGGACAAGAGAACAAAUGGCCACGCUGGAACUCGUGGAAUUCCCUCACGGCCCACUUCGUCGGCAUCGCAUCGCCGUUCUUUGACUAUAUCCAAAGGUCGGACGGUGUCGGCCGUGCUCGUUUCGUCUGCUUUGGAGACCAUUGCUGCGUCUCGAGAUGCCAAGCGUUCGCAGCCGUUGCGCGAAAGUGUGCAACGUGCUCUGGAAAUGGUCAAACGAGGCGAGGGCGGAGACCGGCCGCGCGAAAUCUUUGAGCCACUACGCCUGGCUUGCGAGACCCGUAACGAGAAGCUUAUGAUUGCAAGCUUGGAUUGUAUUUCUAAACUCAUCUCGUACUCAUUCUUCGCCGAAACGGGUCAGCCCUCACAAGGCCUUCCUUCACCUCCUCCUUCGCCUGGCCCUGGCACUCGACCUUCGACCUCUUCCGCUAGUCACCCUCCUGGCGGUUCCCUCGUCGAUCUGGUAGUCCACACUAUCACUUCCUGUCAUAGCGAAUCUACCCCAGAAACGGUCUCGCUCCAGAUUGUCAAGGCACUGCUCGCUCUAGUCCUCUCUCCGACUGUUCUUGUCCACCAGUCUUCCCUGCUGAAGGCCGUCCGGACGGUCUAUAAUGUCUUCCUGCUUAGCGUCGACCCUAUUAACCAGACUGUUGCUCAGGGUGGUCUCACCCAAAUGGUUAAUCACGUUUUCGCACGAUGCAAGUUGGAACCGCGUGCGCUGUCCCGAAGGGCGUCAUCAGGCACACUUGCCUCCCGGACGGAGAGCGUGAAGCGGCGUUCCCUUGCACUAAACUCACCUCUACGGCUUUCUACACCCCUUAGCCCUCCAGCUUCAGUGGAUGCGGACAACCAUGCUAUGCACGAGAUCCCGGAACCUGCUCCACCUUAUGCGAAUGAGAACAUUGCUCGUGCCGAGCCUGCGGCACACACCCCCCGUUCGGAGGGGGUUGAGCUUCCAGCCAACGGACACGCAGAAGAAGUGCCGGAGACUCCGAAUAAACCUUCCCAGCAUCAACAGGAAAUCUCUGAGAGCGCGACUAUCGAAGCAAUUGAUGAGGAACAUGAGGCGUUCUCUGUGGAGAUGUCCACAAACGAUCUCUUUAUCAAGGACGCAUUUUUGGUCUUCCGGGCUCUUUGCAAACUGACUAUGAAGCCGCUAAACCCGGAGAGCGAGCGCGAUCUCAAGUCGCAUGCUAUGCGGUCGAAGCUGCUAUCGCUCCACCUCGUUCUAACGAUCUUGAACAACCACAUGCCACUAGUUGUUUCUCCUGAUACUAUCAUCUAUUCGAGCUCCUCGAACGACUCGACGACAUUUGUGCAGGCCAUUACGCAGUACCUCUGUUUGUGCCUGAGUCGUAACGCCGUUAGCCCCGUAGCCCAAGUCUUCGAGGCAAGCGUGGAAAUAUUCUGGAGGGUCAUCUCCGGCAUGCGUACCAAGCUUAAGGCGCAGGUUGAGGUUUUACUGCACGAGAUCUUCAUUCCCAUCUUAGAGAUGAAAACGUCGACCCUCAAGCAGAAGGCCGUCAUCCUCAAUAUGCUGCAGAGGCUGACUCAAGAUCCACAGGCUCUAGUUGAAAUCUAUCUCAAUUACGACUGUGAUAGCGAUGCGGUAGACAACAUCUAUGAGCACCUCAUCAAUAUCAUCUCCAAGCUGGCGACGGCACCGAUUUCUCAAAUUCCCCAUAAAUCAGCUGAUCCGACGAGUCCAGGUCUGCCUCCCACUUCUAAAACGAAUGGGAACGCGGUACCACCAGCUUUGAGCACGAACGCGUUGUCCAGCCUAGGCGCUAUCGACACGUCGACUCUUGGCACCUCGGAAUCACAACUUCGCCGGCAGAGUCUUGAAUGUCUAGUGGCGACGCUGAAGUCAUUAGUUGCGUGGGGUACUACGAAUGCAACAAGCGUGGAGCAUCCAGGCGAUAAGGAACAGACGAGAACAGCCGCGGGGGACGAACGUGCUGACACCGUCACACCGGACCAUUCAAUGGACAAGCUCUCCACUGCACCAAGCCUCGCGGAGUCCAGCAGAAUGCCCACUCCAGAUCAGAUUGCGGAUGACCCAACGAAGUUCGAGAGCGCGAAGCAAAAGAAGACUACUCUGCUGGAAGGUAUCAAGAAGUUCAACUACAAGCCGAAGCGCGGCAUCCAAUUCUUUCUAGAGACUGGUUUCAUCUCCGGCCCGGCCCCGCAAGAUAUUGCCCGGUUCCUACUGGAAACGGAUGGUCUUAGCAAGGCUAUGAUUGGCGAAUAUCUUGGCGAGGCUGACGAGGGGAAUGUGGCAACGAUGCACGCUUUCGUCGAUCUGAUGGAGUUCCGUGGACUGGAAUUCGUUGAUGCGCUUCGUGUCUUCCUGCAGGCGUUCCGUCUUCCGGGAGAAGCUCAAAAGAUCGAUCGUUUCAUGCUGAAGUUCGCGGAACGCUACAUUGAUGGUAAUCCGCAGACAGUCUUCGCAAAUGCCGAUACCGCUUACGUGCUGGCCUAUUCGACGAUCCUGCUCAACACGGACGCACACAACCCGCAAAUCAAGAACCGAAUGAGUAAGGUAGACUUCAUUAAGAAUAACCGCGGCAUCAACGAUGGUCGCGACCUCCCAGAGGAGCUACUCUCGUCCAUUUACGAUGAGAUUGUCAACCACGAGAUCCGCAUGAAGGAUGAGAUUGAAGCUGCUCAGGUGCUUGCUGCUCCUGCUCCGGGUUUCGCCAACGCUUUGGCGAAUGUGGGUAGGGAUUACCAGAAGGAGGCAUACAUGAUGCAAUCAAACAAUAUGGCAAAUAAGACCGAGGCCUUGUUCCGGACGCUCAUGCGCUCGCAGCGGAAAGGCUCCAAGUCGGGCGACCAAUAUUUCAGCGCGUCUCACUUCGUCCAUGUUAAGCCUAUGUUCGAGGUUGCAUGGAUUCCUUUCUUGGCCGGCCUAUCUGGUCCUCUACAAGGCACAGAUGAUCUGGAGAUUGUCGAGCUUUGCUUGGACGGCUUCAAGAGCGCCGUUCGGAUUGUAUCUUUUUUCGAUCUCGAAUUGGAGCGCAACGCAUUCGUCACGACUCUCGCCAAGUUCACUUUCCUGAAUAACUUAGGUGAGAUGAAGACGAAGAACAUGGAGGCAAUCAAAGCUUUAUUGGACGUCGCCGUGACUGAGGGUAACAACCUCAAGAGCUCAUGGCGAGAAGUCCUCACAUGCGUCAGUCAAUUGGAGCACAUGCAGUUGAUCACCAGUGGCGUGGAUCUACCAGACGGCAAGAAGGGCCGGCCGCGAAAGUUGCCAACUGAGGAGCUUGCGAAUGAGAGUCGUUCGACGCACAUCACGGUCGCUGCCGAUAUGGUUUUCUCCUUGAGUCACUAUCUGUCUGGCACCGCAAUCGUCGAUUUCGUCAGAGCACUCUGCGACGUGUCAUGGGAGGAGAUUCAGUCGUCUGGCAUGUCGCAACACCCACGUCUGUUCAGUUUGCAGAAGCUCGUUGAAAUCUCCUACUACAACAUGAAUCGUAUCCGUCUCGAGUGGUCAAACCUCUGGGACAUCCUUGGUGAACACUUCAACCAAGUGUGUUGCCACAACAAUCCCCACGUCGCCUUCUUCGCCUUGGACGCUCUUCGUCAGCUGGCCAUGAGGUUCUUAGAAAAGGAAGAGCUGCCGCAUUUCAAAUUUCAAAAGGACUUCUUACGUCCCUUCGAGUAUACGAUGGUUCACAACUCGAAUCCGGAAGUGCGGGACAUGGUUCUCCAAUGCCUCCAACAAAUGAUCCAAGCUCGUGUUGCGAACUUGCGCUCCGGCUGGCGCACUAUGUUUGGCGUGUUCUCAUCCGCCGCCAAAGUGCCCACAGUAGAACGCAUCGUCAGCUCAGCGUUUGAGAUCGUGACUCGUUUGAACAAGGAACACUUCCGAUCCAUUGUCCGUCAUGGCGCAUUCGCAGAUCUAACCGUCUGUAUCACGGACUUCUGCAAGGUCACGAAAUACCAGAAGAUCAGCCUGCUCGCCAUCGCUAUGCUUCGGGGUGUCAUUCCCGUCAUGCUGGAGUGUCCAGACUGCGGGCUCAGUCCGGCUGCGAUUGCAAAGGCAGAACCAACGGAUGACCCUAUGAUCAAGUUCUGGUUCCCCGUGUCAUUUGGAUUCUAUGAUGUGAUCAUGAAUGGCGAGGAUCUUGAAGUGCGAAGACUGGCUCUCGACUCUCUGUUCUCAACGCUCAAGACAUACGGUUCGACGUUCCCGGUUGAAUUCUGGGAUACAGUCUGUCAAGAACUCCUGUUCCCAAUCUUUGCAGUCCUAAAAUCAAGCCAAGACUUGUCACGAUUCAGCACGCAGGAGGAUAUGAGCGUCUGGUUGUCGUCUACUAUGAUUCAAGCUUUACGCAAUCUAAUCGACCUCUACACCUUCUACUUCGAGACGCUGGAGCGCUUUUUGGACGGACUUCUGGACUUGCUCUGCGUGUGUAUUUGUCAAGGUGCCCGGUCAGAAAACGACACUUUGGCUCGUAUCGGCACAUCCUGCUUGCAGCAGUUGUUAGAGAACAACGUCAAGAAGUUAGGCCCUGCCCGCUGGGAACGAGUGGCGACAACGUUUGUUAGGCUCUUCCGUACAACCACGCCGCACCUGUUGUUCGAUGAGAGCCUCCGAGUGGAUGUUGAUGGCAGCAGUCCAGAUCUCCAGGAGACGGAAUCGACCGGACAGACCAUUGUUCCCGCGCCCUUGUCUACCGGCGAGCAAACCAAGCCUGGGCGGCAAGUUUCACUCAGCGAGAGACGAACGAUUUUCAAGCAGAUCAUUGUCAAAUGCGUUCUGCAGCUACUUCUCAUCGAGACCACUAAUGACUUGCUACGUAAUGAAGAGGUGUAUAGCACCAUUCCGCCCGAACAUCUGCUCCGGUUGAUGAGUGUUCUGGACCAUAGCUAUCAGUUCGCGAGAGCCUUCAAUGAAGAUAAGGAGCUGCGAACUGGGCUUUGGAAAGUCGGCUUCAUGAAGCAUCUUCCCAACCUGCUCAAGCAGGAGUCUAGCAGCGCCUCCACCCUCGUCCAUAUCUUGUUACGGAUGUAUUACGAUCUCCGACCCGAGCAUCAAGCAGCACGGCCACAGGUUGCUGACCGCUUGCUCCCGUUGGGUCUCGGAGUCUUGCAAGACUUCACGAAGUUGCGUUUGGACAGCCAGGCUAAGAACAUCGCUGCUUGGACACCGGUCGUCGCCGAAAUCCUACAAGGCUUCACCAAGUUCGACGACAGGGCGUUUGCUCGUUACCUUCCCGCCAUAUAUCCGCUUGCAACGGAACUUCUCUCUCGCGAGAUGGCUCCCGAGAUCAGACAAAAUCUUCGCGACUACUUCUUGCGAGUAGGCUAUAUCCAAGGAAUCAUAGAGCGGUCAUGAUGACUAUUUCGCAAUCUUCCUAUUUAUCGGCUUUCGCACUCUUUGUAUAGCAUGGUAUAAUUCACGGACGGAAUAUUAUCGCGUUAGACAAAACAUCGAUGGUAUAAUAUAUACAUCAUAGCAAGAUUAUUAUUGGAAUCCAUACCCUCCGGAGAAGCCAUUCAUCCCUUGGUAUCCUCCUCCCCAUCCUGUAGGUUGAGGGCGCAAAGAGUCAUAUUUAUCUUGUGCCAGAUCAUUUAGCAGAGCU